Molecule: messenger RNA, 738 nt
Organism: Ceratitis capitata (Mediterranean fruit fly)
Lineage: Eukaryota; Metazoa; Arthropoda; Insecta; Diptera; Tephritidae
Exons: 2
Coding region: 1-738 (245 amino acids)
Source: RefSeq, a predicted model, not a curated record
AUGGUUAAAAUACUGCGCUCUCAACUACACAUCAUUCUACUCGUUGCCCUGGUCCUGAAUUGCGCCCAUGCCGAGGACGCUUUAGAACUUUUAAGCCCUGAUUCAGCUCUCAGCAACUUCAACGGACCCGUCAGCAAUGCAAUAGAGAAUUUGGCCUUCAACAUGGUCUCGAUCGCGGACGAAAUCGCAGUGCAAGCGAAUGGUAAAUUUGCACGCACGAGCGAUAUGCUACUCGGCAGCAUCGAAACACUCAUCACCAACGCCUUGGAGCGGCUAGCGCUGCCGAUACUUCAGGCAAGUCGUAAGCUAAGUCAAGAAAUCUGCCAAACCUCUUUGACUAUACACGAUUUACGUGCGAGCAUCGAUUUACAGUUAAGUAACUGUACUGAAGAUCUCAACGAUUUGUUGCGAUCAUUCAAAUCAGAGGCCGAAGAAAGUAUACUAUCGAUUGAGGGAACUAUCGAUGAAGUUGUUAAUUUAGCAAAAACUUGCCAUGUUCUGGGGGACUCAGAGACGGGUAAAAUAAUGUCACGUGGUUUUGCAACAAGUACAAAUUGUUUCGUUGAAAGGAUUGUGUCUUUGAAUGCAGAGAUUUCUAAAGAGCUGGAGACUGUGGCUCUGCUUUUGUCCCGUACUGGUGAGGUCUCACAGCAAAGUGAAUCGCAGGCGCUGGCCUGUAUUGAUGAACUAGUAAAGGAGGUUACGAAGCGCAUCGAAGAAGACCUGAAAGAUUGCUAA